Molecule: messenger RNA, 3156 nt
Organism: Ochlerotatus camptorhynchus
Lineage: Eukaryota; Metazoa; Arthropoda; Insecta; Diptera; Culicidae
Gene: Atg13
Product: Autophagy-related 13
Exons: 5
Coding region: 713-1978 (421 amino acids)
Biological process (GO): mitophagy; autophagosome assembly; protein localization to phagophore assembly site
Cellular component (GO): cytosol; Atg1/ULK1 kinase complex; phagophore assembly site
Source: RefSeq, a predicted model, not a curated record
UCUGACGUCGAGAAACGAUACUACUUUGCUAUAGUUGUCGCAUCAGCUAGCAGGCAGCUCCAUUUUUCUCGCGUUACGAAAAUCCCAUUUUUGGAAAAUCUCAUGGAAGAUUGAGCCCCGAGACGGACGAGUCGUCUGGAAAAGUCUUGCUUUUUGCGCAUUCAACCGAGCAGAGUUACUAUAUUUGAUGUACGUGCGGUUUUUUUGCGAAACGUGUUCUGGUUUAGUGCAUCGAAGAAAAUUAAGAUAAAACGAUAGCUUUGUGCUGCAGCAGCACGAAAUAACCCAGUGCGGUUAAAAGUGGAAUGAGAAAGACGUCUGUGAGAAGAAAUCAUACUUCUACGAUACGGGGGCUAUAUAGCGGAUUACAAACCCUGGGAGAGUGAAGUAGCAAAAAAUUGAUUUAAUAGCGUCAAGGCAGCUUAUGUGGAGUGGAUUGUGAAAUUGAAGAGUGAAAAUUCUCAAGUGCUUUAAAACACAUUGUAGACGGUGAAUGUGGUGCUUAUUUUUCAGUAUACCAAUUUGGAUACCCUUUUUGAGUACGACGAAGAAUUUAUAUUGUUUAGUGUAAAAGUUCAACAUCGCGAUAGUCGAUCAACCGGACGUUCUAGCGGAAACGAAGAAAGUGCUUCAAAUCAGUCAACAUGAAUCGAUUGUCACGCGGUUACCGUUGUGCGUAGAGAUCUCUCUCCAGACCGUGGAGGGAGAUAAUAUGAUCUUGGAGGUUUGGUCGUUCAGUGUACAAUCAGAACAGUGUGACCUGCAGUCGCGUACCACCCACUCCAUUUACAACCGUAUGGGACUUUUGCUGAAAUCGUUGCUUUCGGUUACACGUUCAACGCCCGCGUAUAAACUUUCCCGUCGACAGAGUGCGGAUUCAUAUCAAAUUUUCUACCGGAUCUAUAUCGGCGAAGCGCAGACCCAUCAGUUGGGCGAUGGUCACAAGCAGUUACGCGUCGGACAGUUGUGCACCCAAAUUGGAACGCUAGCCAUGGCAGUAGCCUACCGUACCAAGAUGACUAUUUCGCCCACGCAAACCGGACGGGACAAUACGAUCAUGCUGAAGAGCGAUCACUUCCUAAAGGAUAUCAGCCCCAAGCACAUCCGGUACAAUUUCAACAAGAAAAAUGAGAAGAAAAUCAUCGACUUGGACAAACCGAUGCGAUGCGGUGCAUUCGUAGACCCCUCGCGAGUCAAGCAAUACACCGAGGAGGAUUUUAUCCUCCCCGAGACGCCACCCUUCCAUUGGUUGCUUCCGAAGCCAAAGGACGACACCAGCUCGCUGAAGAGUGGUACCGAUGAAGACCGGCAGUCGAUCAAUUCUCCAACAUCCGCCGCCGCCCCCGCCGCAGUAGUGGCAUCUGAUGAAAACUCGUCCUCCAAUGCAAACAACAACAACCUCAACAACGUGAACAACAACAGCGGCCACAGCCAGAAGGGAUCGUUUGAACCCAUGAACUUCCGGUUGUCGCAGUCACCGAAGAGUGGCGAAUUGAAUCUGGCUGCCGGAACGGCGGCAGUUUUGGCCGCAACUACGGCAGUAGCAGUAGCAGGUGCAACGGCAGGAUCGAAUUCCGGUUCGCCACCGGCAUCGUUGACCGGGGAAUUCCGGCGGUCGUCACGGUGGUCCAUUCGGCAAACGGGACCCGAGGACGAGCGGUUGCUCAAAGAACUGCACUUCCCCUUCGCCGCGUCCAACUCCCCGAUCGGUGACCUGGCCAAGUUCUACCGCGAGUGCUUCAACGCUCCGCCGCUGCAGGAGUUCAAUCAGCUGUCGAAUGUGAUUUCCAACGUCGACGACGAGGAGGCGGCCAACGCUGACGAUGCCGGCCGGAUACUGACCGCUGCCGAUGGGGCGGUCGACGACGAUACCGAUGACCUAACGCGCCAGUUGGAACAGUUUGAAACGUCGCUUCCGGAGUUUGAAACGCUGGUGACGUCCCUCUGCCAGUCGGUGGACAACAAUUCCAACAGCUAAGAUCCUGCGUCGACGACAAUGACCCGGCUGGACCAAUCGAUCGCAGUCGAGAUCGACUGGAGAGACUGACCACAAGACGUUGUUGUUGAUGCUAGUGCGGGGCGUGUGGCGGGUAUUUUUUUGCAGUUUUUCUUAGUCGCUUAAGAGAGAACAGUCUGAUUGAUGAUAUUCAUCUAUAAACCAUAUUAUUUUUGUUUAUUUUUUUUCGUAGACUUAGGAGACGGUAGCUUAGAGGUUAAUUACUAAGGACAAGUAUCAUUUCAGUUUUUGGGACGGGAAAAUUGUGUAUUAUAGUUAACCGAUGAGGAUAGUAGAUAGCUUAGGAAGGACGUAAGAUGUACUAAUUGCUGUAAAUAUUUUGGAAAGGGCUAUUUCGCAGAAAAAAAAAUGUUCAUGGAAGGGAAAACGAGAGAAAGGAUUUACAAAAGAUAUGAUUGUAAUACACAAUAUUUGAGGGCGAAGAAACUAAAGUUCCUUACUUUCUAAUGCUUUACUUUUUUUCAAACGCGACAAAUGCACCACCUGAGUGUAUUUCUAUUGGGAUUUUACUCUGUUUUCAUUAUUCUAAAAUAUUGAGUAAUUUAAACCUUUCUUAACAUUUUCUCUGAGUCAUAUAUAGCUGUAAAUAGGAAAUUUUACGCGAGAGUCGAUUCGAUUCAUUCGUUUGUCGAGCUUUUAUCAUCCGUGGUUCGGUUUCGCAGACGAAAGUUGGCAGAUUUAGUAGGUAAUCCAAGACACAUAUAGACUUCUUUGCCAGCUUUGCGUCCGUUCAAUCUGUUGCCCGGAAAAAUCAGCAGAAGAAUCAAUCGAUGCUCCUCUUUGCAAUCAAUCUUUGUAUGCUAAAGCCUAAAAAAUCAGUUAUUUGAUGUUUUAUAAGAGUAGAGCAUAUUUUAUAAUCUAAUUUUAUUACAUAAUCAAAACAAGAAAAAAGUAGAAAGUAAGCAGAGCUUAAUCGCUUUACAGCCAUUGUUUUUAUAUGAACAUUUCUAUUGGACUUACAUUAAAUAUUUUCCCUUCAUUUCUAUCACCUAAUCGCCGCAAAUUUCGCAUAUCACUCAGUCUCCUUUUGAGAGUGAAACCUGCACACACUCACACACAAAUUAUCGCGCCAUUCAAAGACUGAAUGUUACUUAUUAUUUUCCGUUUUCAUUUAAUUUCCUUCUUAGAUUUGGGCGAAA